Messenger RNA from Dictyostelium purpureum, 192 nucleotides. RefSeq lists its product as uncharacterized. Bases 1 to 192 code for a protein of 63 amino acids. The transcript has 2 exons. Lineage: Eukaryota; Evosea; Eumycetozoa; Dictyosteliales; Dictyosteliaceae. The record is from RefSeq and is a predicted model, not a curated record.
AUGACAAUCAUUAAUUCACUUUUUUCAAUGAAUAUCCAAGCAUUCUCUGAUGUUUCCAAAUCAUCAUCUAUAAAUAUUAAUAAUAGUGGAAGUUCAUUACCUUUUAUGAAACAAACAAAUAAUAUAAUAAGCCAAACUGAUUAUUUCAAAUACGAAAAAAUCAAUGAUGGAAAUCGUCCAGCCGUAGUCUAA